Molecule: messenger RNA, 945 nt
Organism: Adineta ricciae
Lineage: Eukaryota; Metazoa; Rotifera; Eurotatoria; Adinetida; Adinetidae
Source: the annotation of a GenBank genome assembly
AUGAAAGGCGAUGUUACAAGCCUCGUAUUUCUCGUCAUCAUACAGAUCAUUUCGUUUACCUGUACGUUGUAUAUCUUAUUCGAGUUUGGAAAGAAACGAAGUCAAAUACGAAGUUUGCCAAACCAUCUGAUUGCUGGUCUACUGCUUAUAUCUGCAUGGUCAACUACUUUCGAUUUACCUGUAACGCAGUUUUAUUUCUGGACUAAUGCUGUUCCAAUCAAAACUCCAGAGGCAUGUCGAUUUUAUAAUUUCGCAUUGUUCUCCAUCUGCGGUUUGAAUCGAAUGUUUAUGGCGUUUCUCUCCAUCGAACGGCAUUUUCUCGUCUUUCAUGCACAAAUUUAUCGAACAACGCGUACGCGUUGGCUAUAUCAUUUUGUACCAUUGAUCAUAAUUAUUCUUUGGAUAGUUAUCUAUUCGCUUGUAACAGAUAUCAUCAUUACCUGUCCACAACUGCAUUUCCGUUAUUCGUAUUUCUUAUGUAAUUAUACAUGUUCAAUUCUGGUACCAGAAUUACUUUUAUUUUAUGUCUAUUUUCAAGUAUUUUUCCCGACAGUAGUUACGAUUGUUGCCGGCGUCCUGUUACCCAUACGGUUUGUGAUGCAAAAGCGAUCGAUGCAACGUUUCCAAUGGCGUCAGACAAGAAAACUAACUAUACAAACAGGUCUGAUCUGUGCUGUGUAUACAAUAAGCUGGGCUCCUUAUGCGAUCUUUCUUCAAUUACUAUCGAAUGAUCGUGUUUCUCUCAGUGAUGAAUCGAUCUCACGCUUUCUUAUUUUCGGGCCGUACGUAACUCCACUACUCACACCCUUCAUCUGUUUUUAUACAACACCAACACCGAUCAAAAUGUUUCUAAGUCAACAGAUAAAUCGCUAUUGCUUUCGUCGUCAUCAAAACAUCGUACAUCCUCAUAAUGUAACUCUCAAUCAACUUCCAGCUAAUCAAUGA